This is a messenger RNA of Amphibalanus amphitrite, 2447 nucleotides long. RefSeq names its product homeobox protein SIX6-like. Gene Ontology annotation, cellular component: nucleus; transcription regulator complex. NCBI's taxonomy places the organism in Eukaryota, Metazoa, Arthropoda, Thecostraca, Balanomorpha, Balanidae. The transcript has 6 exons. Gene Ontology annotation, molecular function: DNA-binding transcription factor activity, RNA polymerase II-specific; RNA polymerase II cis-regulatory region sequence-specific DNA binding. Gene Ontology annotation, biological process: regulation of transcription by RNA polymerase II. The coding region runs from base 261 to 1283 and encodes 340 amino acids. The record is from RefSeq and is a predicted model, not a curated record.
CGACAGAGGAGGGAGUCUCGGCAGAGCCGGUCCGCGGGGGAGAGCGGCGCGUGGGCGGCGUGGGAAGAGAGGACGGGACCGACAAGGGCCUAGCUGAGCGCAAAUCGACAGGGGCUAGCUGAGUGGUGAGGAGCUGCGAGCUGACCUGAUAGUUGGGUGUCAGUGGAUGUCCGUGAAGUAGAGGAGGAGCCAGUGGACAGUGACCUGACCUGAGAGUGACCUGACACAGUGACCUGUCGCCGGGUCGGGGUCCGCCAGCGAUGGCCACCGGACGGGCCAUCCUGCCCACCACACACACCGAGAGGAGCGAAAUGGGGGCGCACUCCGCCGCUGUGAAGGCCCGGCUGUUCGUGCCGACCACUGACCCGGCCGGGGGCCAGCCGGGGUCACAGCCCGGUCAGCUGGGGUCACAGGGUCACCAGCCGCCGCCGCUGGUUGACCCCCGCGACCCCGAUCAGACGGAGACCGACGAGAAGCACCGGACUCUGCUGGCGCAUUACCUCAGUCGCUGCUGCCGCGAACAGGUGGACUGUCUGCUGAUGGUGGCCCUGCAGCGGCAGGACUUCCGUCGUCUGGAGGCGAUCCUGGCGCACUCGCCGCAGAAGGAGGGCGCCGCCGCCUCCCAGACGAUCCACCGCGCCCGUGUGCACGCUGCCUUCCAGCGCGGCGACUUCAAGCAGGUGUACCAGGUGUUGGAGAGCCAGCAGUUUGACGCCAAGUACCACACGGAGCUGCAGCACCUGUGGUACCAGUCGCGCUACGCCGAGCAGCGUCGGCUCCGCAACAAGCCGCUCGGCGCGGUGGACCAUUACCGUAUCCGUAAGAAGUUCCCUCUGCCGAGGACCAUCUGGGACGGCGAGGAGCUCGUCUACUGCUUCAAGGAGAGGGAUCGCAAGAUGCUGCGGGAAUUUUACACGGUGAACCGCUACCCGACGCCGGGCGAGAAGCGCGAGCUGGCGCAGCGGACCAAGCUGAGUACCACCCAGGUCUCCAAUUGGUUCAAGAACCGGCGACAGCGGGACAAAACGCAGAGCAGGGAGCACCCCAUCGGCGCCACGCCCAUCAAAAGUGAGCCGAGUCUGUUCGGCCCGUUCGAGAGGACCGGCGGUGAGCCACAGGCCAAUUUUCCCGUCUGGGGGUACGUUCCGCCGCCGUCCGGCCCGCCGCCUGCCUGCAGUCUGGGCGCCGCCGCCGCCGCCGCCGCUGCCGCCGCCGCCCACGGACUCGACUACGCCGCCCUGGGCCGACCGGGAGGCAUCUCUAGCAACCUGCUGAACGGGUAGCUGGAGAGGGAGGUUCGAGGAGUGCUGCAGCGCUGUCGGAGGCACGGGAUACACGAGUGCGGGGCGCUGAGUGCCGGGAAUUCAGUCGCUGAGUGAUCCCACUCCCAGCUUUUCCCGAUGCAUGCGCCUCGGUGAGCCAUUGUAGACGCUGUGAUUAGUAGCGUUGUAUCCUUUUUGACCACACCGCUGAGACAUCCGCGUCCGAGAUUAAUCCAGUAAAAUGAAGAUUCUUUGUAUUGGCAGGAUUAGAAAUACCGUGAUUUUGUUUCACAUACAUCGAUAAAGUAGGACGCUGUAACUGAUAUCAUGCGUAAUUGCGAGUGAUGGAAAAGACACAUGGUCCAUUUUUCUUAUGGCUUCGCUCUCUGGUCGGACGCAAUUUCGAAUCUCUUCCCAAUUCAUGCCCAAGGAAAUGGAAAAAAUGGCGGCAGCGUCUAAGGGACUCGGAUACUGGAAACUCGUCGUAUACCGUAUACUUGUGUGCCACCCACCGAUUUCCCACCGACGUAUCAAUGGGUGCAUCACUGCAUAUGUACUAUGUAGUCUGGUGGUCCACUUUGUGAUUUAGAGCAGAGGCGUUCUGUGGGGGGCUAGGGAAGGAAGCCCGUCGUAUCUGCGCGUUGUUGAGCCAAUUGUGAUCGGGUGUGGUGCGACCCUAUCCCAUAGAUAGAGUGACUGUGAGAGCUGUGAGGGAUUACAGCCAGGAUUCUGCAGCGUGUCAUUGUGAAUGGCGCUGUGGAGCGGACGUACUGAACGACGGUCGAAGCUCACCGGUGACGGUCAGCAGCUACAGGUUUGGAGUGGACGUGUGUGUAGGCUUGGAUUGCCGUUCAUAGGGUAGUGCUUAAAACGGAAUUAUCCGAACAAACCCAGCGUGAUGCUAGUUUGUAUCGACUGUCAUCCAUUGUCGCACUCAUUCCCAUCACUGUCUGCCCAACCAGUAACGACAUAAGCUCGUGGCCUGGUAGUAUUUCGAGUUUGUGUGAUGUGGUCGCGAUAAACCAAGUACCGCAUGCAGGCUGUCCACCGUCCAUUGUCCAGCGCUCAGUGUGAGCCAGUGUAGAGGCACAGGUCCUUGCGCUGAUAUAAACCGUGCAAACGUGGUCGUCCGUGCUUUCCCGAGCUUGUAUCGCGCCAAUACAGAUAUGUCCCUGUCUUCUCCUA